Messenger RNA from Eleginops maclovinus (Patagonian blennie), 3964 nucleotides. RefSeq names its product DNA-damage inducible protein 2 (gene ddi2). The record is from RefSeq and is a predicted model, not a curated record. The coding region runs from base 185 to 2464 and encodes 759 amino acids. Gene Ontology annotation, biological process: proteolysis. The transcript has 10 exons. NCBI's taxonomy places the organism in Eukaryota, Metazoa, Chordata, Actinopteri, Perciformes, Eleginopidae. Gene Ontology annotation, molecular function: protein binding; aspartic-type endopeptidase activity.
ACUCCAAAUUCUGUAAUGCGACAUGUCGAAAAGCAAGUCAGAUGAAAUGCGGCACUACUGAGCAAUACUACUUGAUGUUGUUUAGUUGUUGUUAAAAGAGAAACUGUCACACCAGGCGUUUACCCAGAACUACACAAUCUGUUGCAGCGGGUCUGUAUAGUGAUCCUGCCUUUUAAAAAAAACAAUGCUGGUCACCGUUUUCUGUGCGCCGAGGGAUAGCCCAGAAACCACCUUCGCCCUCGAUGUAUCCCCAGAGCUGGAGCUGAGAGACUUUAUAGCACUUUGUGAACUGGAAUCAGGAAUCCCAGCUGGGGAAAUCCAGGUCACAUAUAUAGAACAGCCCCUAAAAGACCCAACUCGUGCCUUGGGGACCUAUGGUGUUAAAGAUGGAGAUGUGGUGGUUCUCAGGCAAGUUGACAGAAGGCCACCAUCAACUCAGCCAGCAUUUCCAGGUCUACCACAUAUUGACUUUCGUUCUAUCACAAUCCCCGGCACCUCAUCUUCAUCUGGUCAACGUGGUGCCAUGAGGACACAGCAGCAACAGGCUUCACAGCCCCAGCCAUCGCAGCCGCAGCCUCAACAGCAGCCGCAGCGUGCCACACAAUCUUCUACGCCAGCGGCCUUUCGCGGCUCCUCUCCUCAGGGGAUGGAUGACCCUGCCUUACUCCAGCAGAUGCUAUUAUCCAAUCCACACGAGCUUUCACUCCUUAAGGAGCGAAACCCGCCACUUGCCGAGGCUCUGCUGAGCGGAGAUAUUGAGCGUUUCACCAAAGUGCUGCUGGAGCAACAGCAGGAUCGAGCCAAGAGAGAGCAAGAGAGGAUCAGACUUCUGACUGCUGAUCCUUUUGAUAUAGAUGCCCAAGCAAAGAUUGAAGAGGACAUCAGGCAGCACAAUGUUGAAGAAAACAUGACCAUUGCAAUGGAGGAGGCGCCAGAAAGCUUUGGGCAGGUGGUUAUGCUCUACAUUAACUGCAAAACCAAUGGACACCCUGUGAAAGCUUUUGUUGACUCAGGAGCCCAGAUGACCAUCAUGAGUCAAGCAUGUGCUGAGCGCUGUAACAUCAUGAGGUUGGUGGACCGUCGCUGGGCCGGGAUCGCAAAGGGAGUGGGCACCCAGAAGAUCAUUGGCAGAGUUCAUUUGGCUCAGGUCCAGAUAGAGGGAAUCUUUCUUCCUUGUUCUUUCUCCAUCUUGGAGGACCAGCCAAUGGACAUGCUGCUUGGCCUGGAUAUGCUGAAGAGACAUCAGUGUUCGAUCGACCUGAAGAGGAACUUGCUUCUGAUUGGGACCACAGGCACUGAGACUCACUUCCUGCCUGAGGCGGAGCUGCCAGAGUGUGCCCGGCUGGCAUACGGACCAGAGGGCAGAGAAGAUAACCGUCCAGAUGAGACAGGUGACAGAGAACUGGCGGAGGCUCUACAGAGGUCCAUACAGGAAAGCGACACCGCAGAUGGACAAACUACCUCGCCGCAGCCCCCACAACCAUUAACAUUACCCAGAACCUUAGACCAAAUGUCCUCAUCCUCCUGCCCUUCACAAAACCCUUCUUCUGGCCAGCCCCAAACCCUGGAUCGUUCUCAGUCUGCCCCGGCCGCAUUGGACCAGGCCUCAGCUCCAGAGCCGAGCCAACAUGUCCUCCAGGAGCCUCCUCGGCCUGCGUCCUCAGCAGAGGAUGCUGGUCCUGCACCUCAUCCGCUCCACCCUCCCCCUCUUCCUGUCCAACGCAACUCCAGAGUGUCUCCUGUACCCUGUCCAUCAACAGACGUCCUCCGUUCACGUACACCUCCUGCGGACAUCAAUUCAGCCUCCCAGGAUCCGGAGGGUGAGGUACAGCCGGGCAGCGCAGAGUGGGAGACUGAAUCAGAUGAAGUGAUGAACAGCCCCGUGCUCCCCCAUGCAGAGGAACUUUCCCCCACUCAACCCAUGGAGCAGGAGGCGACAGGGUGUGACACCACUGAUGCCCCAGAACUCCGCCUGAGUGCUCUUAUCCAACCGGACUUGGUGGAGAUGGAGUCCUCCCCUUCCUCCCAGGGCGUGGCGUCCCCUGAGAGAGACCAGCCCGAAGGAGAGCAUUGCUCCAGCUCCGACAAUAUCCCAUCCCUGGCGGCUGCUCUGAUGGAGCUCCACGAGCUGCUGGUGUCCAACAACCAUGCUCAGUCCCAAAACCGCAGCACCUCCUGCUCCCCGUCACAUCCAUUCAACCAGGAAACCAACGACCCCGAGACAUGCACCCAGACCCCCGAAGACACCACACUUGUCCCCUCUACUGCCAUCCCAGCCAGUGCAGAACCAAGCGAUGCCAAAGCCCACCAUGCUGCUGCUGUGUCUGAUGAGGGACCAUCUAAGUGUCUUGCGACUGACCUCUCUGAACAGGCGGAGCAUCUGGACGGGGACACGUUGGAGACUGCGGAGGGUCGAGGACCGCUGCAGCGUCCAGAUGGCUCCUGGGGAGAGGACGGCAGAUAAAUGUGGGCGAGAUGAGGUAAAUAACAUCAGCAGUUUUCAGACUGAGCCAGAGGAUCCUCCUGAUCCCGCAGGGGACCUGGAGGUCAGGGAGCCUCCAGAGGGCCAGCAGGGGAGAGGGGUCGCCGACGGGCGAGCCUCUGGCACUAACACCCCAGACACUCUUGGCCUCCAGACUGAGCACACUUUUCUCAGCCCUCUGUCCAUGGCAGUGGGCUCACCUGAGGAAGUCUCAAGCACCUCCUCCCCUCCUCUUGCUCAGGGUCCCCAGCUGACAUGUCCGACCCCUCUCGUUCCUUCUCCGCGUCCUUUAAGAGAACAAUUCCCAGCUGAGCACAUCCAGAGAAUUCAGGCAGCGGGGUUUUCUGCCAGGGAGGCCGCAGAGGCACUGGAACAAGCCCAUGGGGUUGUGGAGCUCGCUCUGCUGGCGCUACUAGCCCGCAGUAUCACUGUGCCCACCUAGACUCAGAACCAUACGAGUCCCCAGACCCCCAUCUCAGCGUCUCUCUAAUUUAUACCUUGAUACUGACCCAGAUGUCUCUUCUUAGCAGGGAGCACGUUCAAACACAGGGAAAUUCUGUCCCUCUCUGUGUGUCCUACAGAAUAUCCCAGACAAACAGGACAACUGGUAAAACUGUUCCGGAUACUGCUGAUAUGUGAGGUGUGUUUGCAUGCAGAUGUUUUGGGUGGCCACCCCUUUCAUUGGUUUUAGACAGUUGGUAUGGUAGAUUGAUUUUCUUCUUUUUUUGUUGUCCAUUGUUGACACAUUUAUAAAAUGCCCGAUGUAUGAUUGAUUCUUUAUGAUUUCCCCUUUGAUACCUCAUAAAACAGUUUUUUAAGUUGUGAAGCAUCAGUUAAAUGAAAUAAAAUCUCAAAAUAGAGUAGCGUUACUCCUCUGUCUGCUGAGCUUUAGGUUAUUCAGCACAAACAUGAAUAUUUGAAACAAUUUUGCGGUGAAUGGUUUUUAUUUUGGUAGCGCGUUAGCUCUCAAAUUGGAACCUAAUGACGGAAGGCGUCAUUGUGGGAACUGCUCCAGUUAAGAAGGUUUGAUCAUUGUUGGCCAAGUUUACAAUGUCUCUACAUAAGUAAAAGUCCCCUUUAUCCACGGCUAUUAUCACACUGAAAUAUCAAUAUCAUAGAUGGCAUUUUUCCAUUCAGUAUGUGUGUUUCAGACAGUAUCUUUUACGGUAUUUGUUAUUUUCCACAGUUUAAAAGCAUCUCCAUGUGUAGAUUACAAACCUGUUUGUGGUAGCUCCUGUUUAGAAAUUCCUUUUUAUUUUGUGUCAAAUCUUCACAGUGUGUGUUCUUACCUUUUUUUUUAAAAACACCCAUUUUCAUUUUGUAAUCUGUUAAGAUAUUGUCAUGUCGGUGCAUCAUAUAUCAAGGAUGGAUUUUAAUGGCUUUAUCUGGGUCAUAUACAAACAAUGUUCAGGCAGAUUGAUUUAUCUACUUUUAUCUUGUAUGGAAUUUUAAAUUGCAAAUAAAAUGGAACUAGUAUUUGUA